AUUAAGAUGUCGCUAAUUCCAACCUUCUUUGGUAGCCGCCGAAGCAACAUCUCAAACCAAUUCUCACUCGAGAUUUGGGACCCUUUUAAGGAUUUUCCAUUCUCAUCAAAAUCUCAGUUUGCAAAAGAAAAUUCUACUUUGGUUAACAACCGUGUGGAUUGGAAGGAGACUCGAGAAUCCCAUGUGUUCAAAGCUGAUCUUCCUAGGCUCAACAAAGAGGAAGUGAAGGUUGAAGUUGAAGAUGACAGAGUGCUCCAAAUAAGUGAAGAGAGGAAAAUGGAGAAGGAAGAGAAGAAAGACACGUGGCAUAGAGUGGAGCGCAGCAGCGGCAAGUUCUUGAGGAGGUUUAGGCUUCCUGAAAAUGCAAAAAUGGAUCAGAUUAAGGCUUCCAUGGAGAAUGGUGUUCUCACUGUGAUUGUUCCUAAGGUGGAGGUGAAGAACCCUGAUGUCAAAUCCAUUGAGAUUUUUGGCUAA
Molecule: messenger RNA, 474 nt
Organism: Quercus lobata
Lineage: Eukaryota; Viridiplantae; Streptophyta; Magnoliopsida; Fagales; Fagaceae
Product: 18.2 kDa class I heat shock protein-like
Exons: 1
Coding region: 7-474 (155 amino acids)
Source: RefSeq, a predicted model, not a curated record